Molecule: messenger RNA, 1592 nt
Organism: Dipodomys ordii (Ord's kangaroo rat)
Lineage: Eukaryota; Metazoa; Chordata; Mammalia; Rodentia; Heteromyidae
Product: zinc finger protein 564-like
Exons: 3
Coding region: 142-1578 (478 amino acids)
Biological process (GO): regulation of transcription by RNA polymerase II
Cellular component (GO): nucleus
Molecular function (GO): DNA-binding transcription activator activity, RNA polymerase II-specific; RNA polymerase II cis-regulatory region sequence-specific DNA binding
Source: RefSeq, a predicted model, not a curated record
GGGAGCGAUGGGCCGCCGUGACUGCGGACGGACGCGGGACAUGGCCAAAAGUGGGAAGAUGAGAACUUUGAUGAUUGGAACCAAAAUUCAGGAAGGUAUUUAAGGUGUUCUGUUCCUGACACUGGACACCAGCAGCGUGAGAUGCUGGAAUGUGAAGAGAAACCAUGGAACUGUGAGCAGUGUGGGAAAGUUUUCCAUAAUCGCCAUGCCUUUCAAAGAAGUGCAAAAACUCACUGUGGAGAGAAGCUCUGUGAAUGUAAAGAAUGUAGGAAAUCCUCCAUUCCUCUUAAAACCCAGAGAUGGCACACAGUGAUGCUCACUAGGGACAAAGGUUGUGGAGGUCUCCUGUGGCGCAAAGCCUUUCACUGUACCAGUUCACUGGCAGUGCACAAAAGUGCUGAAACCAGAGGGAGUCCAGGUGGACUUGAGGGUGAUGGGAAUGAACUCACACAUUCUGCUGCGUUUCCGGCCAAAGAAAUGGCUCCCACUGUAGAUACAUCCUGCAAACAUAAAAAAAGUGUGGAGGCUUGCAGCCAUUUGAGUUCUUUUCGGUUUCAUGAGGAGAAACCCUAUGAUUGUACAGAAUGCGGAAAAACCUUUUCUCUCAGGAAGUUUAGAAGACCCAGGGGUGUGCACCAUGGAGAUAGACCUUACAAAUGUCACUUUUUAUUUCCUAGCUUAGUUUACAGGUAUGAAAGGUGUCACGCUGGACAGAAGCCCUAUGAAUGUAAGCAGUGUGGGAAAGCCCAUUCAGGUGCUGGUUAUUUACAAGUCCACGAAAGGAUUCCCACCGACAAGAAACCCUAUGAAUGUAAGCAGUGUGGGAAACCCUGUGCUUGUUCAAGUUCUUUUCGAGAACGGAACAGGCCUUUCACUAGACAAAAUCACUCUGAAUGGAAGGCACCUGGGAAAGCUUUUACACUUUACAGCUCUAUCAGAAUCCAGAGAAGGACUCACACCAGAGAGAAAACUUGUGAAUGCAAGAAAUGCACUGAAGGUAUUCUUGCUCCCAGAAGGGUCAGAGGGCAGGUGGUGGAACUCAACACAGGUGUAACCCAUCAAUGUGAAUUUUGUGAGGAAACCAGGAAGUCUAUGUGUUGUCUACACCACAAAAGGACUCAUUCAAGAAAGAAGCCCUAUGAAUGUCAGGACUGUGGGAAGGCCCUCAGAAACUAUAGUACUUUGAAAGUGCAUGAAAUGACUCAUACUGGGGAGAGACCUUAUGUGUGUUCGCAGUGUGGGAAAGCCUUCACACAUUCUAGUUCUGUUCGAGUACAUGAAAGGACUCACACCGGAGAGAAACCUUAUAAGUGUACUGAGUGUGGCAAAGUCUUUGCACACUCUAGUUCUUUUCGAGUGCAUGAAAGAACUCACACUGGAGAGAAACCCUAUGAAUGUCAGCAGUGUGGGAAAGCGUUCAUAUAUUUGAGUUCUUUUCAAGUACAUGCAAGGACUCAUACUGGAGAGAGGCCUUAUGGUUGUAAGCGAUGUGGGAAAGCCUUUAUUUGUUCUAGUCAUCUUCAAAAACAUGAACGAACUCAUUGGAGAGACACUGAAAAUGAGUAUGGGAAUACUUAAUUUUUUUUUUUUUU